Plasmopara halstedii is the source of this 3609-nucleotide messenger RNA. RefSeq names its product Peroxin/Ferlin domain. Gene Ontology annotation, cellular component: membrane. The coding region runs from base 1 to 3609 and encodes 1202 amino acids. The record is from RefSeq and is a predicted model, not a curated record. NCBI's taxonomy places the organism in Eukaryota, Oomycota, Peronosporomycetes, Peronosporales, Peronosporaceae. The transcript is spliced from 4 exons.
AUGGCUGAAGGACAAGAAACGUUGAUACAAGAUAUUUCAAAAGAAAAUGUAGCGCUUGGUGAAUGUGAUGUGAAAAUAAAAAUGACAAAUUGGUAUUCGCGACUGCGUGCAUUUUACUGGGCACAUGAUCCUCGAAAAGUUGAUUACGUCGAGAGCAUUUUAACUAAGCACAGGGGUAAAGAAGAAGAAUUUAUUCAGCAGGUUCACCGUGAGUUUGGUGUUCGCGACUUUAGUGGAGAAGAAGCUAUUGACGAUAUCUACGAGCAUCAGCGCUACUCUUAUCUAAGUUUCUCGUGGGGCUCUUCUUUACCAGGUCACCUUCUUCCAACGGAUCGUCAUCGAUGGAGCGGAUUGCACGGUUCGCCUUCCAGCCAGACUCGUGAAAAGGUAGAGCCUCAACUUCCUGUGAAUUGGAGCUGGACUGGUGAUUGGGUUAUUGAUAAAAUCUCCCACAACUGCGAUAUCGAUGGGUGGGUAUAUGCAUUGGACUUUACUAUGGUGAAUUACCACAUUAAGAAAGGUGAAGAGCGCAGUGAGCCGAACGCAACCGACUACGUGCGUAGACGACGGUGGGUCCGAACACGACGUCGUGCUAACCCACCUAUUUCAUUGCUAGAAGCUGCUUGUAAUGACAACAAAGACAAGUUUAAUGGCAGCAGCCAAGUCAAUCAUUGGGAUGUUGACGCUGAAAAAUCUGGCAAGAAAUACGAUGUAAAUGUGGAAACGAUCGAACAUUCUGCAGUGAAAGAGUUAUCGAACAUUAAACAGGCAGAGUCGCAAACAUCAAAUAUACUGAAGCCGCCUAUUAAACUGGAGAAAUUCUCGCUCGAUAUGGACGAGGUUGCUUUUGAUGCUGCGUGGAAAGUAGCCGUACAGGAUUUGGAAGAAGUGUACAAGCGAGCGAAUGUACAACAAGCAAAACAGAAGCAGAUUUGGGCUGUUAAGAAAGACAAGUUAAGGCGACAAAUAUCUUUAUUGGAAAAAACAAUUGCUUCUAUGCAAGCAAUUGCGACGGAAGAACAAAAGCGACAACGAGGAAAACGUCAUAAAGAUGAUUAUGUUCCAUCACCGACAAACGAGUCUUUGCCAGCCUUUACCUCAAUUGAUAGUCCUACUAAUGCAGUCAAUUUGGCAGCGCGCAUGCUUUGUGCACAAUCGAAACUUGACGCGCUUCGACGUUGCUACUGGCAUCCACGUGAAUCUGGCUAUUCAUUGCGCUUCAGUAUUGAUGGUAUAUACUACGGGCUUCGUGAUUUUUUUGUUGAAAGCUUCGAGAGCACCUAUUCACUGCAAAUCAGCCAUCAAGCAAAUGGUGCGCAAGGGAUCACUCCUACUUGUAAGGUUUCAAUGAAUGGCCGUACAGUCUGUUGUGGUAAACAUGUGAAGGUUGUUGGAGAGAAGGGCACGCGUAUCCCAAAGUCGUUGUGGGACAGUAUGUACAUGAACACAGACUUUACCGUUUCGAUGAAUCUUAUUUACGUGGAGGAUCUUGACGAUGCAAGUGAAUUGGGGCAAGGCAAAUGGGAAUUUCUACUAUCGACUGAGGCUACUUAUGUUGAACUUUUAAAUUUUAAGAGACGCGUUAAAGGGGGCAUGGAUCUGCCGGAGCCAAUGGUCCGCAAGCUUUGCUCUGACGUAUUAACAUCUCUUGUUCGUGACUUGACGCUGCUGUACUUCCCAUAUGAGCUGGCUCUUGCAUUUAAGUUGCCUCCAGCCAAGCUUAAUAUUCAAGGUGAAAUUAAGAUAAUUGGGCUGUCUAUUGACCAUGUUAUGGAAAAAGAGCUUUACGAGUGUGAUGUGGACGUAAGAGACGAUAAACAAGCAAGACAAAAAGAACAACAAUCAAAUGACGCCAGAAAGUCGCAUAUUCCUGAAGCUUCAUCAACGUCUCCACAAAAUUUGUUAAGAGGUUUGAACAACGAAAUGCAAACGAUUGCCGAAAUUUUGCGAUUAUCACGACCUCAAUUCAACUUGUUGAUCGCUAUGAAGGAUAGUGGCCUAUUUCCCGCGGCGUACCCAUUUCACUCUCUUGCUUCGAUAUGUUCGUACUACAAAGCAUUUUCAGAUGACAAAGAAACGAUUCACAAUGAUGAAGUUUGUACUCAAGAGGAAAAGCUACGAACGGCGUGGAAGAGUCUCAUCGAAUUGAUAUUUAUACAGAAAAAUAAGGCGAGGAUGUUGUCACCGAAGAACGUGUCGCGACGAUCGCGGUGGCCAUUAGAUAAUAGAAGGACAGAGAAUCAGGUUGAGCUCUUUGAUGUUGACAAUUUUUUUGACGUAAUCAAACGCUUAUCAAAGAAACCAGUUAGCAUACACCUCUCAGUGAAGCAUUUUCAUUUGACGAUAAAUGUGCUUAAUGCCGUCGAAGCCCUUACCAAGCUCUACGAGCGCAUUAUACUUGGUAUUGACUAUAGCAAGCCGCGAGUGGCUGCAGACGGCUUCAUAUAUGGUAUUCGUCUCGGACGAAAGGCUGCAGUUUACCCUACAAUGAACUCGACGUCCGCUACAUCAGCAGCAGCAACUUUGAACGGUGAAAUGCAUUCUGUGAGCAUGCCACCAAUUCUGAAUUUACGACAAUACCGUCCAGCAGAAGACUCGUUUCAAAUGAAGGUCCAGUUAUUAAGCAGCUUUCGGCAAACCUUAAAAAACAUGGUUGACUACAUUCGAGAUAACAUAGAUAACGUGAGUGUAGAGCUUGCUGGAAAUUUGAAAGCUACGGAUGAGGAUUGUGUACUAAACGGAUCGUUUAAAGAUGCCAACUUUUGUGGAUCUCUUAAUUUGGGAUUUGGUGUAUCCCCAUGUUUUCUUGGCUUCUAUCGCGCCGAGAUCGUGACUUUGGGCAUCAAUUGCGUCGGUAUGCAGGUUGACGUCAUGCUUCCGUCAUCAUCUUCUGCCAGCACGAUAACUUUAGGUGCUAAGCAUCAAUCUUUUAAAGCACUAGAAUAUGCGGGUCGUUUAAUGCUGGCAGAUAUUUCUUCUCAAGUGUAUCUCGAUCUGAAUGCACUGCUAGCCCACGAAAAAGAGCGUCGAAAGCUCAGGUCGUCUUCAAUUGAGAUUAAUGUGCCUUCUUGUGGAUCCUCUCAGCAGUCUGUAGUUAAAGGAGCCACUCAAAAGAAUCUAAAUAAGUUUUGUGCGCUGAGCUUCUCUUUUGGGCCCGCUAAUGAUUUAAAUCAAGAAAAAGGGACCGAAGCCACUAGCCAGCUGAAUGUGGGUACAAGUAAAUUUACUAAGCUUCAUACCACAGCAAAAUUAGGCUCAUUUACAAUAAGCUUGCUUUCGAUUGCUGAGUAUCUACUCGCCCACUACGUGCAGCCUUAUGUUCUCAAGGGGUUUCCUCAGCAUCUGCUUUUCUUUAACUCCAUGAAAAGUAACCUCAUGGCAUUACUGUUAUCGCCUACUUUCGAGACGGAGUUCAACAUUAUGAUAAGAUUGUUUAUCCAUGAAGAUGAAAACUUAAUGGUCACAUGCUGCGGCUCACCGCUUCAUCCAACGCCAGUAAUUUUUCAAAAUGAGGCUUAUCUAUUAGACAUUAUUCUACAGGCGGAUGAUUUGGUCAACAUCUGGAUUGAUGAUUGUUAUCCGCCGUACUCGAAUCCUCUAUAUUUUUAA